UAAACCCCAUCUUCUUCAUUUCUAAAACCCUAAAAACCAGUUUAUGAAAUAUCUGUAUCACAUAUCUAAAUGGCGAUUGGUUUAGGUUUGGGGUAUUCAUGCCACCCUCAUUUUCGCCUCAAUUCUACUCUCCUCCGUCGCGUUUCCUAUGUUCGGCUGAGUUGUGUUGCAGCAAUCGAAGCACUUGACGAGCCAGAUGGCUUCUCCAAUGAUUCUGUUAUCUAUGAUGAAAGAGGAGUGGAAGGUAGGAAAAUGGCAUCGAAAUGGAAGAAGUUUAGCUCUAAGGAACUUGGGAUUACGAAUUCGAUGAUUGCAAGGCCUACACGGAUAGUCCUAAAUGGUCUCAAGAGAAAAGGAUUUGAUGUUUACCUUGUUGGUGGUUGUGUACGUGAUCUAAUAUUAAAACGCACACCAAAAGACUUUGAUGUAUUGACUACAGCUGAAUUGAAAGAGGUGACGAAAGCUUUUUCUUGGUGUGAGAUUAUCGGGAAACGUUUUCCUAUUUGCCAUGUGCACGUUGGUGAUGAUAUUGUAGAGGUUUCGAGUUUUAGCACUUCAGCAAGACAUCAUCACCACACAAGGGACUCGGGUAUGGCUUUUCAACAGUACGAUGGCUGUGAUGAGAAGGACUAUAGUCGUUGGAGGAACUGUAUGCAGCGUGAUCUAACAAUAAACGGAUUGAUGUUUGAUCCGUAUGCGAAUACAAUUUACGACUAUACAGGAGGAAUGGAGGAUAUUAGAAAAGCUAAAGUGCGAACUGUUAACCCUGCUAACUUCUCAUUGGCGGAGGAUUGUGCUCGCAUACUGCGUGCCAUUAGGAUUGCUGCUCGUUUGGGGUUUGGUUUUUCCAGAGAGACGGCUCAUGCAAUAAAACACCUUGCACACUCUGUUCUACUGCUUGAUAAGGGGAGGCAUCUUAUGGAAAUGAACUACAUGCUAGCUUAUGGUUCUGCAGAACCUUCAUUGAGGUUAUUAUGGAGAUUUGGUAUCUUGGAAUUGCUCUUACCAAUUCAGGCGGCAUAUUUUGUUCGUGAUGGUUUUAGGAGACGGGACAAGAAGUCUAACAUGCUCUUGUCGUUGUUUUCAAACAUGGAUAAGCUUCUAGCACCAGACCGACCAUGUCAUACUAGCUUAUGGGUGGCAAUUUUAGCAUUUCAUAUGGCGUUAUUAGAUCGACCAAGGGACCCGUUAGUGGUUGCUGCAUUUAGCCUUGCGGUCCACAAUGGAGGAGAUAUGAAGGAGGCUGUUGGCAUAGCUAGAAGGAUUUACAAACCACAUGCUAAAAUGUACUACGAAUUAUCGGAGCCACAGAGCCUCGAGAAGACGACGCUGAAAAAGGAGGUCUUGGAUCUUGGUGCAUCGGUUAGUAAGGCACUGUCUAACAUGACCGAUACAUAUUACGUCUCACACGCAAUGAGUAACUACCCCAAAGCACCGUAUUCUGAUCUGGUUUUCUUCUCACUUCACUUGUAUUUGAAGGCUGGUAAGAUAUUUGAAUGUGUGAAUCAAGGUAAGGAAGCCAGAUUUGUGGCAAAGCAAGGUGGGAAGAUUGAUUAUGAGUUGUUAGCCAUUGGAAGUCUCCAGGAAGUGAGGCAUGUAUUUGCUAGGAUCGUCUUUGAUACCAUUUAUCCGUUGGAUUCUUGAUCAUGAUGUGCCAUAACUUUUUAUAUAAAGAAACGUUUAGAUUAUAAGAAAUCAUAUGAAGAUUAGUGUUUUAGAAAACUUUGAUUUAUUGUAUUGUGUGUGCUCUCUUAAA
Cynara cardunculus var. scolymus (artichoke) is the source of this 1756-nucleotide messenger RNA. RefSeq names its product poly(A) polymerase I. Lineage: Eukaryota; Viridiplantae; Streptophyta; Magnoliopsida; Asterales; Asteraceae. The transcript has 14 exons. The coding region runs from base 70 to 1644 and encodes 524 amino acids. Gene Ontology annotation, molecular function: RNA binding; nucleotidyltransferase activity. Gene Ontology annotation, biological process: RNA processing. The record is from RefSeq and is a predicted model, not a curated record.